CUGGCUGGGCCGGGGGCUUAGCGGGCGGGAGCUAGUCUCCGGGGGGGGGGGGAGCCACCGGUGCGGGGCACGCACCGCGCGCAGGGCUGAGAUCUCCGUAUUUCCGGGAGGCCGCUCAGCCGGCGGGGGCUCCGGGAGCGCGGCGCGGAGCCCUCUGAGCGGCACGGCAGACCGGGCGGCGGCGGCGCCGGGCCCUGCCACCCUGCCGAGCCCGCCGGGAUGGGCAGCAGCUCGCUGUCCGAGGACUACCGUCUGUGCCUGGAGCGCGAGCUGCGGCGGGGCCGCGCGGGCGUGUGCGGGGACCCCUCGCUGCGCGCGGUGCUCUGGCAGAUCCUGGUGGAGGACUUCGACCUGCACGGAGCGCUGCAGGACGACGCCCUGGCGCUGCUCACCGACGGUCUGUGGGGCCGAGCCGACCUGGCUCCCGCCCUGCGCGACCUGGCCCGCGCCUUCGAACUCCUAGAACUGGCCGCCGUGCAUCUGUACCUUCUGCCCUGGAGAAAAGAGUUCACCACCAUCAAGACCUUCUCUGGAGGCUAUGUGCACGUGCUGAAGGGUGUGCUCUCCGAGGAGCUCCUCAUUAAAAGCUUCCAGAAGAUGGGCUACGUGCGCCGGGACAACCAUCGCUUGAUGGUGACUGCUCUUCCUCCUGCGUGCCAGUUGGUACAGGUGGCCCUGGGCUGCUUUGCACUUCGGCUGGAGUGCGAGAUCCUGGGUGAGGUGCUGGCACAGCUGGGCACCAGCGUGCUGCCAGCAGAGGAGCUGCUGCAGGCACGGCGGGCCAGUGGGGAUGUGGCCUCCUGUGUGGCCUGGCUGCAGCAGCGGUUAGCCCAAGACGAGGAGCCACCGCCCCUGCCCCCCCGGGGCCCCUCUGCAUUUGGGGUCCCAUUAGACCUGUACAGGGACCUGCAGGAUGAUGAGGGCUCAGAGGAUGCCAGCCUGUAUGAAGAGCCCUCACCAGGACCAGACUCACCUCCUGCAGAACUGACCUACAGGCCACCGCUCUGGGAGCAGAGUGCCAAACUGUGGGGGUCUGGGGGCCAGUCCUGGGAUCCCCCAGCUGAGGACUUGUCUCAGGCCAGCAGCUCACCCUACGGGGCCCUAGAGGAGGAGCUGGAACCCGAGCCCUCUGCCUUCUCCUUUCUCUCUCUGCGCCGUGAGCUAAGUCGGCCUGAAGACCUGGCUGUUCCUGGGAGCCCGGGGCGGGCCAGCCCCCGGCACAGCCUGGUAGAGGAAGCACCGGCCUCAGCCUAUGCACCUGUCCCUGAACCCCUGGGCUACCAAGCACACAGCUGUCUGGCUCCUGGAGCCCUGCCCACCCUCUGCUGUGACACCUGCCACCAGCUACACGCCACCCACUGUGCAGCCCUACCAGCGUGCCGCCCAGGCCACUCACUGCGAGUACUACUGGGUGACACCCAGAGGCGCCUGUGGCUGCAGCGUGCACAGGUGGACACCCUACUGUAUGACAGCCCUGGGGCUCAUCCCUGAGCCCACCUCGGCCCCAAGUCAGAUGUGUGCAAGAGUUUCCAUGGUGCUUCUCUUGGGGAGUGGCUUGGGCUAUUGGCUGCUCUGGCCCUCUAUCCCCAGGGGAGUCCAAGCUCCACUCACUGGGAGGGGGUAGAGCCUUCAAGUCACUCUAUCUGAGGUCUUAGCCUUAGCUAGUAGCUGGUCCUAAGCUCCCAGGAGUCUGUGUCCUCAUGCCCAGAGGUGCUUGGUAGAGGGCCAAAUCUGUCCCGUUAGAAGCCUACCCACAGCCUAUGGCUCAGGACAUGGCCUCCAGGUGGCCUCUGAGGACCCUAAGGCUCUCCUGGCAUCACAGCCUGGAAGUGCCCAGGGCUGUCGAGGUCUGGCAGCGGGAGAUGCUGGCUGAGGAAAGGACCUGUCCUCUGGCAGGUCAGAGUCCUGCAGCCGUCCCACUGGCCAGCUCUGUCCAUGAUGAGGCUACCCCACAGCUGCCAGGCAGCACGACAGAGACACAAAGGGAGAACCAUGGCCCCUAGCCUGGAGGGGGACAACCACCAUUCUGCAUGACCCUCAGCUCAGCUUGCUCCCUGUCCCUGCCCCUGCCCUACUCACACACUACUCGUGUUGCACAGUGCAUU
Perognathus longimembris pacificus (Pacific pocket mouse) is the source of this 2105-nucleotide messenger RNA. RefSeq names its product spermatogenesis associated 2 like (gene Spata2l). NCBI's taxonomy places the organism in Eukaryota, Metazoa, Chordata, Mammalia, Rodentia, Heteromyidae. Gene Ontology annotation, cellular component: cytoplasm. The transcript has 2 exons. The record is from RefSeq and is a predicted model, not a curated record. The coding region runs from base 220 to 1491 and encodes 423 amino acids.